Molecule: messenger RNA, 1323 nt
Organism: Labeo rohita (rohu)
Lineage: Eukaryota; Metazoa; Chordata; Actinopteri; Cypriniformes; Cyprinidae
Product: hemicentin-1-like
Exons: 7
Coding region: 73-1323 (416 amino acids)
Source: RefSeq, a predicted model, not a curated record
CUACUGCAGGACACUACAUUUUAGACACUAGUUCCUGUUUUUGCUCUAUUUUGGCAACAAAAUAAUAGCAAGAUGAGCAUAGCUGAGAAAAUCUGCAUUUUUAUCUUUCUCUUACAAGGUGUUUGCUGUAGUGAUUUCAGUGUCAGUCUGUCAGAGAAGAUUCAAGCUCUCAGUGGAUCCUGUGUGGUCAUUAAUUGCACUUUUGAAAUUCAGGACGAUCAAGACAAAUACCUCACUGAGAGUGCAGCUACAGGAGUGUGGCUCAAAGAUGGAACAGAUGCGGAGAACAAUAAAGUGUUUAAUUCCAGAGAUUCUAAACCUAAAUUCACUGGGAAAAUAACUGGAAAACUACACAAGAAGAACUGCACCACUAUCUUUUACAAUGUUGGUUCAAAUCACAAUGGUAAAUAUUACUUCAGGAUCAUGAGUGGUGAUCUGGUAUACACCUACACAACAAACAUGUCCACUAUAAAUGUCAUUGAGUCUCCCCACAAACCCACAGUGCAGCUGUAUGUGGAGCAGAAGGAGGUGCAGGAUCAGGAGGAGGUGUUGGAGGUGUUGGAGGGGAGCUCUGUGAGUCUGCGCUGCUCUGCUGAGACUCUCUGCUCCUCUCCUCCACCAACUCUCACAUGGAGCUCCACUCCCAGAAUCCCCCUCAGUGAGAGCAGCAGACUACAGGAGCUCAUCUCUGAUCUGAACUUCACUGCUACUCACCGUCAACACAGAGUCACUUUCACCUGCACUAUAACCUACCAGCUACAGGACGAGAACAAAACAGCACAGAACAACAUCACAUUACAUGUUCAGUAUGCCCCUAAAAUCUCUUUUUCCUCCAGCUGUAUCAUUAGGAAUGUAUCCGUGUAUUUCUGUGAGGCUGAUGGGAAUCCCUUUCCCGAACUGAGGUGGCAUCUGUCUGGACGUCCUGUCACUAACUCUUCAAACACGUUGAUCAGUGAAGAGCGAUUGAGCAGCACAGGCUUGAGGAGCUCCAUCACUCUACAUCAGUCUCUCACACACACAUCCACUCUCCAGUGUGUCAGCAACAACACUCACGGCACUGCAAGUCAACUGUUUCAACUGGUUCUCACUCCUCUGCAUUGUACAGGGUGUCAACAGGCUACAGUUUCAUUCUUGGUCAUAUUAACACUGACUCUGGUUCUGUUCGCUCUGACUGUUGGACUUGGGCUCUACAAAAUGAGACAAUUGACUGCAAAGUUGAAGGCUCAGAAUGAGGCAGCCAACACAUAUGCUUCUCCUGUUCAUCUCUCUGCUCCACCCUCUGAAUAUGAGACUCUGAACAUUAAGAGAGGUGACACACAAUAA